GGGACAUGUUAGAGGCUGGCAGGGCCGCGGAACAGCACGUCUAGACUGGGUAACAGAGAACCCUUUCAGAGAUGGGCUACUUCGCCCAAAGAGGAAGGAGACGAAUGUGAACUGUGCAACUACAACCUGGGCUCGGUGUGGUGUUUCUGGACACUCAUAUGCAAGAGUUAUUUAAUGUUUAAAAUGUGGGAGAUGGUGGCGUUACCGAGAGCGAGCUCUCCCUUCCUGUCGUCUCUGACAAGAUGGCAGCAAUGCAGGCGAACUGUGCAUGGUAUGGAUUUAUAAAUCCAUAACAUGUUCAGAGAAGCCCUGGAUUAUAUUUAUAGUGACUCUAUGUGAAGGUAUGGCCUCACAAGUCUUGGUCUACCCACCACACAUUUAUCAAACCCAGACAAGUGCCUUUAGCAGUGUGAAGAAACUCAAAGUUGAGCCCAGCAACUGUAUUUACCAUGAGAGGGCACACCCGUGGACUUAUCUGAACAGCAGAACCCUUGGCAUUGUGCACCCAACCAAACAAGCCCACUCGUUUGUGAACCGAGACUUGGCGGUGGGCGUGAAGGUGCGUGGAGGACAAAAGUACCCGGUUCAGACGGUGCUGGUGCGUGGUGUACAGAGACAACAGCCCGGUAAAAGAGAAGGAGGAGGAGGACGACGACGACAAGGCCCAGCUGCGCCCCAGCAGCGACAGGACACAGGGAUUGUCCACUCGCAGGGCAAGGAGCAGCAGCAGCGGCGGCGGCAGCAGCAGCGGCAGCAGACAGACACAGCAAGUGGGAGCAGCAGUGGAGCAACAGGGGCAGGCGGAGGGGGAAGGGGAGAGGGCUGCAGCAGAGGACGUGAGGGAGGUGGGGAGGAGGAGGAGGAGGGUGACAGAGAAGAGAACUGUGGAGGUUUGAACUCGGCCGACAGCUCGCUGCGAUGUGGGCUGAAACGUAAAAGUGAGGAGCUGGAUAAUCGAGGGAGCACCAUGCAGAUUGUGGAGGAAAUGUCAAUGUUGCCUGCCAUGAUGCAAACGACGAAUGUGGGGCACGCAACCAUGAAUGCGCCUGCGGCCGUGGGGGCUGGAGGGGGCCCUUCCAAACAGGGCGGUGGUGCAGCAGGAGGAGGGGACGGGGACUAUCAGGUAGUACAGCAUGAAGUCCUGUGUUCCAUGAAGAAUACUUAUGAAGUGCUGGAUUUCUUGGGACGUGGCACAUUUGGCCAGGUUGUAAAGUGCUGGAAGAGAGGAACGGGUGAGGUAGUGGCUGUGAAGAUCCUGAAGAACCACCCUUCAUAUGCACGGCAGGGUCAAAUUGAAGUUGGCAUCCUUGCACGUCUGAGUGGGGAGAAUGCAGAUGAGCACAACCUGGUGCGAGCCUUUGAAUGCUUCCAGCACCGCAGUCACACCUGCCUGGUGUUUGAGAUGCUUGAGCAGAACCUGUAUGAUUUCCUGAAGCAGAAUAAGUUCAGCCCACUGCCCCUGAAAGUGAUCAGACCUGUACUACAGCAGGUGGCUACAGCUCUGAAAAAGCUAAAGAGCAUGGGUCUGAUUCAUGCAGACCUCAAGCCGGAGAACAUAAUGCUGGUGGACCCAGUGAGGCAACCCUACAGGGUGAAGGUGAUAGACUUCGGAUCUGCCAGUCAUGUAUCCAAAGCAGUGUGCUCCACGUACCUCCAGUCUCGGUACUAUAGGGCUCCGGAGAUUAUUUUGGGAUUGCCGUUUUGUGAAGCCAUAGACAUGUGGUCCCUCGGCUGUGUGAUAGCUGAACUUUUUCUGGGCUGGCCCCUCUACCCUGGGGCCCUGGAGUACGACCAGAUCCGCUACAUUUCACAGACACAAGGUUUUCCAGGGGAACAUUUAUUGAAUACGGGGACAAAGACGACACGGUUCUUUUGCAGAGAGUCUGACUCAACGUAUGCAGCAUGGAGACUAAAGUCAACAGAUGAGCACGAGACGGAGACGGGAAUGAAAUCAAAGGAGGCCAGGAAGUACAUCUUCGGCUGUUUGGAUGACAUAGCGCACGUGAACUUGGUGAUGAAUCUGGAAGGUAGUGACUUGUUGGUGGAGAAGGCGGACCGUCGGGAGUUUGUGGGCCUGCUGAAGAAGAUGUUGUUGAUCGAUGCAGAACAGAGGACCUCCCCUGCCGAGGCUCUCAGUCACCCCUUUGUGACAAUGCAACACCUGCUCGACUUUCCCCAUAGCAACCACGUCAAGUCAUGUUUCCACAUCAUGGAUGUUUGCUGGACUCGUCCCAGUGCAUACGAGGCGGCCAACAGAAAUAAAGGUCCUUUCAUCAGACCUGUGACCACAACCGCUGCUGCCUCUGUCAACCACCCAUACAGCAAGAUCACCGGUGUCCACGCACAAGGAUUAGCCCCAUCGGCCACUUCAGUAAUGCACCCUGGGAUACCACUGCAGGCCGGAGGUGGUCAGUUUGGAUGCAACGAUUCAUUUCAGCAGGCACUCAUUCUUUGUCCCCCAACCAUUCAAGGAAUUCCCACCAACGCAGUUAAACCAGCAGGCUACUCUGUUCGAAUGGAAGCUUCUGUGCCUCUGGUCACUCAAGCACCCCCUAUCCAGCCCAUACAAAUCAGACCUGGAGUCAUCACACAGGCCUGGUCCAACCGCGCACAGCAGAUCUUGGUGCCCACUUGGCAGCAGGUGACAUCAGUGCCCCCACCACCAACUACUUUGGCAUCUGACACUGUGGGGGGCUCACAAAGAUUGGGUGACUGGGGGAAAGUGCGUCCCCAUGGUAACCAUUACAGCUCCAUGAUUGCACACCCUCAGCCGUUCUUAACCAACCAAAUGACCAUGUCCACCCACCAGCCAAUCAACAUAGGCAUUGCACAUGUGGUGUGGCCACAGCCAGCUGCCAACAAGAGAGCAAAGCCCUGUGUAAACAGGUAUAUCACGGGCAGCAACUACUCCCAAAACACGAACGUCCAAAAUUUUGCAUGCCAGUCCCCAAAGAUGGCCGAUACAGCAAAGAAUGUGCAGCAGGUAGAAGCCAGAUGCCCAGAGGAAGGACACACUGCUGCAGAGGAGCAAAGAACAGUGCAGGUGGAAGAGGAUGAUGAGAACUGCUGCAAGGUAGAGCCAGACUGUGAGGAGCUUUCGGUUUCGCAGGAGCAGCGGCAGGCCAUGGUGAUCUCUGACCUUGGUAGCCCGACUGUUAGUGUGAUCAGUAUUAGCAGCGACGAAGAGGAGAGCGCACAAAGACACUCAAUGGGGGAGUGUAAGGGCAGUGCAGCCUGUGAGGCGUGUCAGAGCACCGUCAGUAUGGAGAGAGUGUGUUCCCUCAGCAGUCCAGACAGCACGCUCAGCACCAGCUCUUCAGCCUCAGCCCAGUCCAGCACCUCACCCUGCAAACACCCCAACAGUAUGUCAGACGACGAACAGGAGAGCGGUUGUGACACAGUGGACAGCUCGCCUGCCUCAGACGCCUCUGGCCAUAGCAACAGUCCCUUCACACAGCGACGCUUCAUCGCCGACAGCAACCAGAACUGCGAGCCCCGUGUGGCGUGCGUUGCCCCAGAGACCGAGCCCAGCAAGCCAACAGCUCGUACUGUUGUGGUGCCUCCAAUGAGAGUGCAGAACAGCAACAACAACUACCCUGCUGUCAGUGAAACAUAUGGCCACACAGGUCACAUGGCCUGGGAUUACGCUGUCUUUGUAGACCACAGAGGUUCUCACAGUCUUGGAGUCUUCAUGCCAGUCCAAAGGGCGAGGCAUUCCUGGGCGACAACAUCACCACACCACUCCCCUCCUCAACAGGCCGCAGAAGAUCACCCCUGCAUUCCAGCCCCAGCAACAGCAGCCUAUAGGCUUUGGGCAGGUGCAGCAUUUCGGUUCCUGCCAUCAGGAAUGGAACGGCAACUAUGCCCACCGGAGACCACAGGCCUAUAUCCCUCCCACCAUGCAUGGGCACACAUUCACCCUGUCCCACAGCAGCCCAAACCACACUACGGGCCCCCACCCCCACCUUGGGGGCCACCCGCACACCCAGCCCACCUUACUGUCCUACCAACCGUCUGGUCCUCUGGUCACGGCUGCACCCGUGGCCCACCUCCUGGCUUCCCCUGUAGCCUCCCGCCCCAUCCUCCAGCCCACCUACAGCAUCUCUCACCCGGCAGGCAUCGUGCAUCAGGUCACAGUGGGCAUCAACCCCCGGCUGCUGCCCUCCCCCACCUUGCACCCCCAGGGCCAAUUCAAGCCCCUCUUUCCCCCGCACUCCUACAUUGCCUCGCCCGCCUACGCCAGUUUCCCUCUCAGCCCCACCAAAAUAAACCAGUACCCUUACAUCUGAGCGUGGCUGCCCAGGUACCCUUUAUACCACCCGAGGGCUAACGGAGAAGGGGAGAAAUUUAUCUUAAACCACAAACAACAUGGUUUUCAUUUCCGAAACCAUGGCACAACCACAGAGAAAGCAAGCUAUUUUUUGAAACAUGUAGACUUGGGUGUAAUUGAACUUCAAGCUUUAAAAAAAAUAAAUAAAAGAGUUCCAAUGGUGGAGAUGAUUUGGGCAACAAUUAAGAAGGAAAUAAUGUAUGAAUGAUUGAAUGAAAGAACGAAUGAGUAGUUAAACUCACACUUAAUGUGUUUUGCACAUUUGAUAUAUAUCUUUGCAUUGGAUCUUCUACGAAUACUCCUCAAAACAGGUAAAAUAAUUGGGGUGGUGUUGAAUAGUUAGACUUUGCACCCCUGAUCCCAGCUAUUUUUCUAUAUUGCCUUCUUACGUGUGCAAGACACAUCCAUAUUUGUAAAGCCAUCCCAGUCUCUAGCUCUAGAUUGACAGAUGCACACGUUGUCCACAGUGUAUGUUGUACUGCGUUUGAAGUAUUUGUACCUUUUCGGUGUCUUUUGGUGUUAGCAAUGUCAAGUCAAUUAACCGAUUUUAUAUAGGGUUGUUCCUCACGCUGCAUGUGGUCUUGCAUGAGCAAAAAAUGUAAACGGAAAGAAACAUAGACGUUGCUCUUAUUGUUUGUGUCACAAGACUCGCUGCAUUGUAUAACUGUCCCCAGCCAUAGUGCCUUACAUAUUUGAGGUUGUUAAUGUUACUACUUAUAUAUGACUAUAUACAUGAAUAUUAAUGUACUGGACUGCAGCACUUGAAAUUCCAAUCGGUCGAUGCAUCCUAUGUGUGAGUAUGCAUAUGCACACGUGUAUAUGUCCAUGCAUAGCCUGCAUGGAAGUGAUGUAUCGCGGAUAGCGGUGCUUAUCUUUUGGAGUCAGUGUGUAGUGAGUUUUUUUUUUUUACUGUUCUUUCAAGAAGAACAGCAUGCUUUGCUGUUGCGAAUACUUACUGUUUCAUUAAAAAUCUCUUUUGUUCUCCCUUUUCCCCGAAUGAACUAGUGUACAAAGUGCAAGUACUGAGUAUAGCUUAAUAUUUGAUAAUCACUUUCUAUUUAGUGAAACUAUUAUUACAAACAGUAUUUGUACUGUUUGAUGAAACUGCAAUACAAUCUGAAAUAGUCGUCGA
Messenger RNA from Cottoperca gobio, 5462 nucleotides. It is a transcript of the gene hipk3b, whose product is annotated as homeodomain interacting protein kinase 3b. Gene Ontology annotation, cellular component: PML body; nucleus; cytoplasm. Gene Ontology annotation, biological process: peptidyl-serine phosphorylation; peptidyl-threonine phosphorylation. NCBI's taxonomy places the organism in Eukaryota, Metazoa, Chordata, Actinopteri, Perciformes, Bovichtidae. The coding region runs from base 269 to 4330 and encodes 1353 amino acids. Gene Ontology annotation, molecular function: protein serine/threonine kinase activity; ATP binding; protein tyrosine kinase activity. The record is from RefSeq and is a predicted model, not a curated record. The transcript has 17 exons.